ACACAAUGAAGCAUCUACAGACUCAUCUCCACCAUGACAGCGCCGCAGGGUUGUUGGACGUGCAAGAACCGCAAAAUUGGUUGUGACAGGACAAUUCCUCAUUGUAACAACUGUCUUCGAACAAAAAGAGCAUGUGCAGGCUACGGGAUUCGAUUGGUCUGGCCUGAUGAGCCUUCUGCAAGGCGUGGAGAACUCAUCUUAUGCCAUGUGGCCAACGCCACGAGUCCCCAUGAUAGCCCUCAGGACAACCACUCCAGGUUCUUGAACUUCACCUGGAUGGACUUCUGCCUGAAGGAAAAAGGCCUUACUUGGCGUCAGUUCAUAGAGAGAACAUAUGCAGGGCCACCCCAUUCCCUGUCGCUGCAUUCACCAAUCGUUGGCGAAGAUGCCAUUCUUUUAGCGUAUUAUGAGCAGAUCAUAGCCCCAAUGUGCUCAACAACUCGGGCGAGGAAUGGCUUCCAUGAUCAGAUCAUGCCGGUAGUAUUGUCCUCUCGAGAUGGGUCCGCAACAGCUCUGUGCAGCUCUUUGCUAGCCAUCUCUGCAUAUCAUCGCCAAGGACCAGGUGCCGCGCUUGAAUAUAAGAUAAGUGCAAUAAAGGGUCUCCAUGAGUCACUGGCAGCGUCAUCAAGCUGUGGUUGGUAUGCAGAUGCAGAGGCACAGCUAGCUACUACUAUGAUGCUGUGCAUGUACAGCGUCUUUGACGAGCAGGAGGCUCAGUUUCACUUGCACCUCGAUGGCGCCAAAAGGAUUCUGCGCAGCCUGCAAUGGCAUCAACAGCAGCGCCCGGUGUCCGAUUUUCUCAUGAACUGGGUACUCUACUACGACGUUCUAAGCAGCUUCGCCCAACCUUCCCGAAGAAUUCGAGGAGAUUUGCGCAUAUUAUCUUACUCAAACAACCUGCAACCCACGUCAAACUUGAUCAUCGGCCUAUUCGGAUGCUCCACCGAUGUUUUCAGUAGCAUUUCAUUCAUCAAUCAAAUGCGCAUGACGUUGUCGGACUCAAGCGUAAAUUUUGAUCCGGGUGAACAGUCCCAACAGCGAGUAGCUUUGGAAGAGAGGUUGCGAAUGGCCUCCCAGCACCUCAGCCCCGAUGAAGCGGCCAGCUCUUCGGCUGUGCAAAUUAAAGACGCAUCGGCGACUGCCGAACUAUAUCGCUUAGCAGCUCUACUGUAUCUACAGCGCGUCGUUCCCGCCCCCGGUGACGACAUGCGAAGCGCUGCAUACUUACAACAGAUUUUUGCAGCGUUGAGAACGGUCCGGGUGGCCACGAGCCCCUGGCCAGUUUUCAUCACCGCUUGCGAAGCACGCACAGAAGAUGAACGCGUUCAAAUCCUCAGAGUCCUGGAGCGAAUGGACGAAAUUCGAAACGUUGGGAAUGUUCGCGUCAUGCGCAGCCUCAUCGAGUCAAUUUGGAAGCAGCAGGACCUACGAGAUUCCUCUGGUAAAUCCGAGGCGCUGCGAUGGUGGCUUUGCGUUGAUGGCGAGGUCCCUGCUCCUUGGUUUGCAUAAUGCUCAGACCCUCAGCACACUUUUAUCAGUGAGGAAUCCUAAAGGUUUGCGCCGAUUGAUUGCCCUUUUUCUUUUUCACUCCAACUCAGAGGGCCAUUGUCCAAAGGCAUCAAUAUUCCGUCCGCACAUGAUGCAGGUGCGCUGCAUGCGACAUGACGGUCAAGAAAUCCUACUUAAAGAAGCUCGCUUGGGACACAUUGGCUGAAGUAUUAUGAGAUAAGUCGGAGAAUUGGCUGAUUCCCGCGAACAGCGAGGAAAGUGUCUCCUUACGAAGCAAGCUCGAGGCUUUUGCCUGGAGUUAUGCCAAAAUUCUGGAGCCACACUACCUCAUUGAUGAAGUCGAGGAGGGAUUGUAAUAUAUCGGGGUCCGCAAUCAAGGAGGUCAUAAAGGAGGGGCUUCUGGCGGCAGCCAGGAAUUCUAAGAUGAUGCAGCUUCAGGGCACAGUGACGCCGCGAAGAAGGCGCUUACGGAGGUAGAAUUUGAGGAGCCUGAUUCAUCGGCGAACAUAACCGACCAGGUAUUCUGCUCCUGAGGUCGGACGUGAUCUUUCGAAACUGCCUGGACGAGACAAACAGACUUUCGCAUUGGAGCUUGG
Verticillium dahliae VdLs.17 is the source of this 2105-nucleotide messenger RNA. RefSeq lists its product as uncharacterized. Gene Ontology annotation, biological process: positive regulation of transcription by RNA polymerase II. Gene Ontology annotation, cellular component: nucleus. Lineage: Eukaryota; Fungi; Ascomycota; Sordariomycetes; Glomerellales; Plectosphaerellaceae. The record is from RefSeq and is a predicted model, not a curated record. Bases 34 to 1509 code for a protein of 491 amino acids. Gene Ontology annotation, molecular function: zinc ion binding; transcription cis-regulatory region binding; DNA-binding transcription factor activity, RNA polymerase II-specific. The transcript has 5 exons.